AUGACUCUUAUUACGGCCGCGCCGCGCUCCUGCCGCGCUGACACCGGCGGGCUUCGGCGCGGAGUCGCCGCCAGCGGGAAGUGCGCUCCCGGUAGCCCGCUGCGCACCCCGCGCGGCCGCCGCCCCUCCGCAGCUCGCUCUCUCCGGACCUUUCAGGCGAGGAUGAACAAACAGGUCCAGCCCGACCGCAAAGUGUCCGUGGUGGCCCCCUUGCCGGAGCGCGCGGGGCAGCCGCCCCCCAAGAAGGACGUGGAGCUGCUGCUGGUGAAGGAGCGCAACGGCGUGCAGUACACGAGCAGCAGCCUGCUGCCCGCCGCCCCCGCGCCGCGCCCCGCCGCCCGCCGCGACAGGGAGACCUGGGGCAAGAAGAUCGACUUCCUCCUCUCCGUCAUCGGCUUCGCCGUGGACCUGGCCAACGUCUGGAGGUUCCCCUACCUCUGCUACAAAAAUGGAGGGGGUGCUUUUCUUAUUCCCUAUAUCCUCUUCCUAAUCAUUGCUGGAAUGCCCCUGUUCUAUAUGGAGUUAGCGCUGGGACAGUAUAACCGAGAAGGGGCUGCCACAGUGUGGAAAAUCUGCCCAGUUUUCAAAGGUGUAGGCUAUGCAGUGAUACUCAUAGCUCUUUACGUGGGUUUCUACUACAACGUUAUCAUAGCUUGGUCCCUAUAUUAUCUAUUUUCAUCAUUCACAUUUGAGCUCCCCUGGACAAACUGUGGCAACAGUUGGAAUAGCCCAAACUGUACAGAUCCCAAACUCUUCAAUGCAUCAGUUCUUGGCAAUGGCACCAAGUACUCUAAGUACAAGCUCACUCCAGCUGCUGAAUUUUAUGAGCGAGGAGUUCUGCACUUGCACGAAAGCCGUGGCAUCCACGACCUUGGCUUGCCGCGCUGGCAGCUGUCCCUCUGCCUUUUGGUGGUGGUGAUCAUUCUUUUCUUUAGUCUAUGGAAAGGCGUGAAGACUUCAGGAAAGGUUGUGUGGAUAACAGCCACUUUGCCUUAUGUUGUAUUAUUUGUCUUGUUAAUACACGGCAUAACCUUGCCUGGAGCAUACAAUGGAAUAAACGCAUACCUGCACAUAGAUUUCAGAAGAUUAAAAGAAGCCACAGUAUGGAUUGAUGCAGCCACUCAAAUAUUUUACUCCUUAGGAGCUGGGUUUGGAGUUUUAAUUGCAUUUGCCAGUUACAAUAAGUUUGACAACAACUGUUACAGGGAUGCUUUGCUGACUAGUACCAUUAACUGUGUCACAAGCUUCAUCUCAGGAUUCGCAAUUUUCUCCAUAUUGGGCUACAUGGCUCACGAGCACAAAGUUAAAAUUGAGGAUGUAGCCACUGAAGGAGCCGGUUUAGUUUUCAUCCUUUAUCCAGAGGCGAUUUCAACUCUUUCAGGAUCUACAUUUUGGGCUGUGGUAUUCUUCAUCAUGCUCCUUACUCUUGGCAUUGACAGUUCUAUGGGUGGAAUGGAAGCUGUCAUCACUGGCCUGGCAGAUGACUUCCAAAUUCUCAAGCAGCACAGAAAGCUCUUCACCUUUGGUGUUUCUUUUGGCACUUUCCUACUUGCCCUUUUUUGUAUCACCAAUGGUGGAAUUUAUGUGCUCACACUUCUGGACACAUUUGCAGCUGGAACUUCUAUACUGUUUGCUGUUCUAAUGGAGGCAAUUGGAGUUUCCUGGUUUUAUGGGGUGGACAGAUUCAGUGAAGAUAUCCAACAGAUGAUGGGCUUCAAGCCAGGCCUCUACUGGAGACUGUGCUGGAAAUUUGUUAGCCCUGCUUUUUUAUUGUUUGUUGUGAUAGUCAGCAUAAUAAAUUUCAAACCUCUGACAUACGAUGACUACACCUUCCCUCUAUGGGCAAAUCGUAUUGGCUGGGGAAUAGCAUUAUCUUCAAUGAUACUUGUGCCUGCCUAUAUUAUCUACAAAUUGAUGAAUGCGCGUGGGACCUUUAAAGAAAGACUAGCAUAUUGCAUCACACCUGAAAACGAACACCAUCUUGUGGCUCAAGGAAGUGUCAGGCAGUUUAAGCUUCAACACUGGCUAACAAUAUGACAACUGACAGGUUGAGGAAAAAGCCAAUAUAUUAAGCUAAACUGGGAAUACAGAAAAGUCAAGUUCAAAGCUCCCUCCAUUAUGCUUGGACCAGGCUGGCUCAGAGCUUAUCUACUGACUCUUUGAGGGAAGACAUCUGCUCUCUGUUCUCAAUGCCUCCCUUCUAUUACUUGGCUUUAAAUGAUCUUUAAAGACUGAGUUUAAUUUUUCUUAUAUCUUUUGGUGCCACAAGAUCCCUACAUGACCAAAACUUGUGAGCUUUGCUAUUGGUAGAAGUGGAGGAGGGAGGGAGCAGAGAAAAAAAGUAGACAUAAGUUAAAGGCUCUUUUAUCUUGGAGAACUGUAUUAAACUUUUCUGACAGUAAUAAUACUUUAGAUAUUCAUGCCACAAUCUGUUUUAAGACAACAAUACCUGAAGGCUCUUAGACCUUUAAGGAAAGAGCACAUCUCAACUGUAAGAAAAGAGCAACUUUAGCUAUGUAUUAAUGUCAUUAGCUUUCUUGCCAUACUAUCCUUUGGGAUAUGAGUCUGCAUCCUUCUGAAGUGAAGACUCAGUGCUUCAUUUUCAGUGGUUUGUUAGUAGUCUCUUCUCUUGGUGAAGAAGGUUGUCUUUCUGUAUAUGUCCUUGCCAUUUUCUGUGCAGUUUAAUUAUACAAGCUGAAGAGUAACAGGAAUGGAAUUUCUGUUGUGGCUAAUGAGUACAGAAUAUAGCUCAAUAACACACUGUACUUGAAACGUAUUCCCUUAUGUCAACAAUUAAAAUGACUUUAUCAUAA
Messenger RNA from Rhea pennata, 2813 nucleotides. It is a transcript of the gene SLC6A2, whose product is annotated as solute carrier family 6 member 2. NCBI's taxonomy places the organism in Eukaryota, Metazoa, Chordata, Aves, Rheiformes, Rheidae. Gene Ontology annotation, molecular function: norepinephrine:sodium symporter activity; dopamine:sodium symporter activity; neurotransmitter:sodium symporter activity. The record is from RefSeq and is a predicted model, not a curated record. Gene Ontology annotation, biological process: dopamine uptake involved in synaptic transmission; sodium ion transmembrane transport. The coding region runs from base 1 to 2037 and encodes 678 amino acids. Gene Ontology annotation, cellular component: plasma membrane; neuron projection; presynaptic membrane. The transcript is spliced from 14 exons.